Molecule: messenger RNA, 2805 nt
Organism: Triplophysa dalaica
Lineage: Eukaryota; Metazoa; Chordata; Actinopteri; Cypriniformes; Nemacheilidae
Product: tripartite motif-containing protein 16-like
Exons: 6
Coding region: 272-2401 (709 amino acids)
Molecular function (GO): zinc ion binding; protein binding
Source: RefSeq, a predicted model, not a curated record
GCAGCCUCGAAUGAGUAAAACACUGACCUCACUGGAGGAUUUGACAUUUACAUUCAUUUUUUUACUGUAAAAGAAACAACAAAGACGUAUAACAAUACAAGUAAAAGUAAAUAUUCUCUUUGUAAUACUGACACCUAGUGGACAUUCAGUGUGUGAAUGGGCACUAAAAGCAUUUUCCACACGUGAUGUUUCUCAAACAAAGAACCAGGAAACGUCUCAAAUUGGAAACCGAAACUAGAGUGUUUUUCUUUGCAUUUGUGCAGCUGGUGAAAUGGCAGAAGCCAGUAUUUCAGUGGUUCAUGAUCAGUUCAGCUGUUCAAUCUGUCUGGAUCUACUGAAGGAUCCAGUGACUAUUAACUGUGGACACAGUUACUGUAUGAGCUGUAUUACAGACUGCUGGAAUCAGGAGGAUCAGAAGAGAGUUUAUAGCUGCCCUCAGUGCAGACAGACCUUCACUCCAAGACCUGCUUUAGGAAAGAAUGUGAUUCUUGCUGAGAUGGUGGAGAAACUGAAGAAAACAAAACUUCAGACUGAUGGAGCUGCUCCCAGUUAUGCUGGACCUGAAGAUGUGGAGUGUGACGUCUGUACUGGGAGAAAACACAAAGCUGUCAAGUCAUGUCUGGUGUGUCUGAACUCUUACUGUCAAACUCACUUUGAGCGACAUGAAGAACUUCAAUCAGGAAAGAGACACAAAGUAACUGAAUCCACUGGAAGACUUCAGGAGAUGAUCUGCCCUAAGCAUUUCAGAGUGCUCGAGGUUUUCUGUCGCACUGAUCAGAAAUUGAUAUGUUAUCUGUGUACGAUGGAUGAUCAUAAAAGCCACGACACUGUAUCAGCUGCAGCAGAGAGAACAGAGAAACAGAAACCAUUGGAGGACAACCAGAGAAGAUUCCAGCAGAGAAUAGAGGAGAAAGAGAAGAAGCUUCAGGAUCUCAGAGAGGCUGUGAAGACACACAAGAGCUCUGCACAGACAGCAGUGGAGGACACUGAGAGGAUCUUUACUGAACUGAUCCGCUCCAUUAAGAGAAGAAGCUCUGAGGUGAUACGGCUGAUCAGAGAUCAGGAAAAGACUGCAGUGAGUCGAGCUGAAGGACUCUUGAAGGAACUGGAGCAGGAGAUUGAAGAUCUGAGGAGGAGACAUGAUGAGAUGGAGCAGCUUUCACACACAGAAGAUCACAUCAGUUUCCUUCAGAGUUUUCAGUCUCUCUCUGAAUCUCCUGGAUCUACAGACAACAUCACUGUCAGUUCUCUUCUCUUGUUUGAUGAUGUUAGGAAAUCUGUCACUCAACUUAAAGAAAAGGUGGAGGAUUUCUGUAAAGAAGAGAUUGGAAAGAUAUAUUGCAAAGUUACAUACAUUGAAAUUAUUCCCACCAAUGAACCCAAGACAAGAGUGGAGUUCCAACAAGAUUUCCAACUGUUCUCUCUGGAUCCAAACACUGUAAACAAAAACAUCUGUCUGUCUGAGGAGAAAAGAGAGGCUACUUACACUGACAGAGUCCAGCAGUAUCCUGAUCAUCCAGACAGAUUUGAUCAAAGACGUCAGGUGUUGUGUAGAGAGAGUGUGUCUGGACGCUGUUACUGGGAGGUUGAGUGGAGUGGAGAUGUUGGUGUGGAUAUAGUAGUCUCAUAUAAGAGCAUCAUAAGGAAGGGAGAUGGUGAUGCUGUUGGUUAUGGUGAUGCUGUUGGUUAUGGUGAUGAUGUUGAUUAUGGGGAUGAUGUUGAUGAUGGUAAUGAUGAUGAUGUUGAUUAUGGUGAUGAUAUUGUUGAUGAUGUUGACGAUAAUGAUGACGUUGAUUAUGGUGAUGUUGAUGAUGUUGAUUAUGGUGAUGAUGUUGUUGACGAUAAUGAUGAUGUUGACGAUAAUGAUGAUGUUGAUUGUGGUGAUGUUGAUGAUGUUGAUUAUGGUGAUGAUGUUGUUGAUGAUAAUGAUGAUGUUGACGAUAAUGAUGAUGUUGAUUAUGGUGAUGUUGAUGAUGUUGAUUAUGGUGAUGAUGUUGUUGAUGAUAAUGAUGAUGUUGACGAUGAGGAUGAUGUUGAUUAUGGUGAUGAUGGUAAUGAUGGUAAUGACAUUGAUGAUAUCGAUUAUGGCGAUGAUGUUAUUGAUGAUCGUGAUGCUGAUAAGUGUGUAUUUGGAUGUAAUGAUCAGUCCUGGAGUUUGGACUGCUCUCUCUCUGAAUGUUCAUUCUGGCACAAUAGCACAAAGACUAAACUCCCAGUAGUGUCCAGUUCUUGUAGAAUAGGAGUGUAUGUGGAUCACAGUGCAGGAAUUCUGUCCUUCUACAGCGUCUCUGACACAAUGAACCUCAUCCACAGAGUCCACACCACAUUCGCUCAACCUCUAUAUCCUGGAUUUGGGUUAGAUAAGAGCUCAACCGUCAAACUGUGUGAUUUAACAAAUUGAAGGAUACAUCCUUAGAUGAGACAAAAAAUAAGACAAAUGUAUUAUCCAAAAAAAUACAGUAGUUUGAUAAUUAAAUCUCAAUCUCAAAUUUGAUAAGAAUCGUUUAUGUCAGACAUUGUAAUGUUCUUUCACACACAUGCUUUAGUUCUUGAGUUAGUUGAUGUUUGAAGUUCUAUUACUGUGAUUAACUUAUAACCAUACCAAACUUAUUAUAUAUUUGAUAAGUUUGGUAAAAUUAGACUUUUGGUUUCAUUAUUUAAAUAAAUAAUUUCAUUUGUUUAAAAUGGCUUUACAAGUUUUUCAAUUCAGUUUAGGUGGUUAUUAUCUGUGAAUAAUAUACCUUUGAUAUUGUAACGGGCCAAUCGGAAUUAAGUAUUCCAGAUCACCAAGUAAUAAAACGCUAU